ACCGUUUUAGUUUUUUCGUUCGGUGAACUCUUUCGUUCCCUCCUGUACACAAGAGAAGCAGAUUCGUUUCGCGGUUCGCCUCCUCCUCUCUUGCUGCUUCUUUCUCCGUUUCCUGGAUCCCGUCUUUUCUCUGUGUCUCUUCUGUUCACUUCCCUCGCACCACUGAACCUUGUUUCCACCUCUCCUUCUCGUCUCCUGAGUCGUCGCCUCAGGUCGUUUCCGAGCUGUCCGAACCUCCCCUCUGUCGCUUGUCUCUGUCUGGGCGUCUCCUCUCGCUUAUCUGUUCUUUCCGGUCUCGCCUCCGCGUCCGUCCGGCCUUCGUGUGCAUCCCCUGCUUCGCGUCGUCGAGUUUCCUUCGCUCAAGAUGAGUCGCUGGCUGCGAGGGCGGGGGAAUGGUGGGAAGUCCUCGCAAGAGGUGAAUGUGUACCAUAAUGUGAAGGCUGGGCUCCAGGAACUUUAUCGCUCGGUGCUUCUCCCUCUCGAGCAAGACUUCAAGUUUCACCAGUUCUUCUCUCCCCUCCUCACUGAUGGAGACUUCGCCGCGAAACCGAUGGUCAUGCUCAUAGGCCAGUACAGCACGGGGAAGACAACGUUCAUUCAGCAUCUGCUCGAGCGAGAGUACCCCGGCCUCCGCAUUGGGCCGGAGCCGACGACAGACCGCUUCGUGGCGGUGAUGGAAAACGACACUGAACAGGUAGUCCCUGGAAACGCCGCCGUCGUCGACCCCACAAAGCCUUUCAGCCAGCUCUCGAAUUUCGGAAACAAUUUUCUCCUCCGCUUCGAGUGCUCCAUGUUGCCCUGCGUCAUUCUGAAUGGAAUCACGCUGAUCGAUACGCCGGGGGUCUUGAGUGGAAACAAGCAGACGAGUCGCGGCUACGAUUUCGAGGGCGUCAUUCAGUGGUUCGCCGAAAGAGUGGACCUGAUUCUGUUGAUUUUCGAUGCCCACAAACUCGACAUCUCAGACGAAUUCCGCAGAUGCAUCCACGCGCUUCGCGGGAAUGAUACGAAAAUUCGAAUCAUUCUGAACAAGGCAGACAUGGUUUCCUACCAGCAGCUGAUGCGCGUCUACGGCGCCCUUAUGUGGUCGCUCGGCAAGGUCAUUCCCUCUCCCGAGGUAGCGCGCGUGUAUAUCGGCUCUUUCUGGAAUCAUCCUCUGCAGAACGACGAAAAUCGAAAGCUUUUCGAGGCAGAGGCGAACGACUUGUAUGCGGAUAUCGCGCGCUUGCCCCGGGAUGCAGCCAUCCGGAAGGUCAACGACUUCAUCAAGAGAGCGCGACUUGCCAAGGUGCAUGCGUAUUUGCUGACGAACCUCCGGAAGCAACUGCCAAUGUGGGGAAAGGACGCCAAGAAGAAGCAGCUGCUCAACCAGCUUCAACAGGUUUACCAGCAAGUCGCGUCGGACCAUUCCAUUCCUCUCGGAGACUUCCCGCCCAUUCCUUUAAUGCAGGAGAAACUGGCUGCCUUCGACUGGAGUAAAAUUCCAAAGCUGGACUCGCGUCGCAUCGAGUCACUGGAUCUUAUGAUAAAGACGCAGAUUCCGCAACUCAUGGCGCUCAUCCCCGCCGAAGAGGCGCAGGCGGCGCUUCAGCCGUCCGACGGGAGCGUGGUGGAGACGAAGGCGUCUCCAUUUCUGUCGCUUAAGUCGAAGAACGAAGGAAACACAUGGAUGAUCGACAAAUUUCUCCACCAGCCGCUCGACGUCGAACGCUACCGGACUGAUUUCGAAGCGCUUGGUCCAGACCACUGCGGCCGCAUCAACGGCUCUCAGGCCAAGGCAGAUCUCGUCAAAAGCAAGCUUCCUAGCGCUGUUCUCCACCGGAUAUGGAACUUGGCAGACUUAACGCGUGAUGGAUACUUGGACUUGUACGAGUACGGCUUGGCGCGGCACUUCAUCGAGAUGAAACUGGAAGGCUUUGAGUUGCCUGCGUCCCUCCCAGAGGCGCUUCUCCCCUCCUACGACCUGCACGAGGCCGCGACCUCCUCCCCGGACUUGCGAGACAAAACGCGCGAUGCGCCGGUCGACGAACGCAUGCAGGGAGCCUUCCGCUUCGACAGCAUCUCCAGAUGCACCACAGGCGGCGCUGGGACUCUCGGCAACUGGGCGGGCGCUUCCAGCAUCACCGGAGACUCAAACCCACUCAGCGACUGAGGCGUCUGUUUGCUUUUCGUCGUCCUCAACUUUUGAAAAAGACCGCGAAUUGGACCUUGGCGUCCGUCGCCUCUUCGCACUUUGCAGGUUCUCUCCUUUCCUGCUCGCGUCAUCUGUCUCGCUUCUUCCUCCCUUCGCUCUCCAUGCGUCCUCAGUCGUUGUCUCCUCUCUCUGUUCUCCUUUUGUCGUUUCUCUGUUUCCUUGCACUUCUCUCGUCUCUUCGCUCUUCUGUCCCUCGUCCUCUCUCGCUUUUUUUCGCGUCGCGCUUCUCGCCUAGUCCCGACGUUUUCUUUUCUUCUCUUGUGGUUCUCGUCUCUCUUCUUGUUUGUUUUUCGUCCUCUACCGACGUCGGCGGCGCGAGGAUGAAGGGGAGUGUGACAACGAGGAGGGAAGCAAGAGAACGACGAGACAGAGAGACAAUUCCUGACGGUUUUUCAACCAUGACAAGCAGAAGCUGAAGAUGGACGAGGCUCUGGAAAGGGGGGAGAGCCGUUCCAAGAGGCACUGCGCGCAGAGACAAAAGAGGACCUUUAUCUGUGCGCAUGGCGUACGUCUACACAACUGUAUUUUGCCGGCUCGUUUUCGGCCAGUUUUUCGAGUCGUGUCUCGUCCGAUUAUCGACUCGCGUCCUUGUUCCAUUUAGAUUUUUGUCAGCCGUUGUCAGGUCCCUCUCCGCUCUCUGCUCGCCUUCGCGUCGUUUCCUUUCGAGCGUCUUCCCCGCGAUUUCUGCCAGAGAGUUCUCCUGCACUUGACAGUCACCUUGACGGCUCGAUUCGCAAGUCUCCCCUGUCCGGGACGGCGCUGUUUCGUCGUUUGCGAUCUUAAUUGACGAAAACAG
Messenger RNA from Toxoplasma gondii ME49, 2987 nucleotides. Its product is annotated as sarcalumenin/eps15 family protein. Gene Ontology annotation, cellular component: plasma membrane; cytoplasm. The record is from RefSeq and is a predicted model, not a curated record. Bases 365 to 2149 code for a protein of 594 amino acids. NCBI's taxonomy places the organism in Eukaryota, Apicomplexa, Conoidasida, Eucoccidiorida, Sarcocystidae. Gene Ontology annotation, biological process: endocytosis; endosomal transport. The transcript has 13 exons. Gene Ontology annotation, molecular function: GTP binding; calcium ion binding; protein binding.